Molecule: messenger RNA, 4174 nt
Organism: Amphiprion ocellaris (clown anemonefish)
Lineage: Eukaryota; Metazoa; Chordata; Actinopteri; Pomacentridae
Gene: lrp13a
Product: low-density lipoprotein receptor related-protein 13
Exons: 21
Coding region: 68-4126 (1352 amino acids)
Molecular function (GO): calcium ion binding; protein binding
Source: RefSeq, a predicted model, not a curated record
GUUCCCUUAUAAAAUGCCACUCUGAAGCCCUCAGCAGCAUUUGGUCUGUUUUAUUUUAUCUGCUGUGAUGGGUGGAUGCUUGUUCCUUUGUGUGCUUUUAUUGUUGGGGUCCUUGCAAGUUGUUUCAGGUGAAAGCAGUCUUUUGAAGUGCGGCCUGGGCUUUGCAAAGUGCAAAGAUGGCUCAGAGUGUAUUCCCUACAGCCAUGUGUGUGACGGAGAGAAUGACUGCAAGGACGGUUCAGAUGAAGACAACUGUGAAUCAGGAUGCAAUGAAGGUCAGUUCCAGUGUGCUCAUGGGAAGAAAUGUAUAGAGAAGAACCAGGUGUGUGAUGGUGUCCCUCAGUGUCAGGACCGCUCUGAUGAACUGCACUGUUUGAAGCAAAGUGAGGACUGCAUCCACCGUUGUGACAAGGAUCGCUGCCUCCCUGCAGCCUUCUUCUGUGACGGAGAGAGGGACUGUUUGGAUGGCUCAGACGAGGCCAACUGUGCAUCAGAGGAACAAGAGGAAGAAGUGACCAGUAGCCCUACAACCUCUGCGCCUGCUGUCUCUAAACCCAUUAAGUGUUCUUUGGGCUCCAAACCCUGCAAGGACAACACGGAGUGUGUCCUCUACAACCACGUCUGUGACGGGGAGGCAGACUGCAGGGACGGUUCAGAUGAGGAAGGCUGUUUAUCAUCAUGUGAAGCCGACCAGUUCCAGUGUGCCCAUGGAAAGAAGUGCAUAGAGCAGAGCCAGGUGUGUGAUGGUGUGUUUCAGUGUCAGGACCGCUCCGAUGAGCUGGACUGCACCAAGCCCAUAGAGGGCUGUACUCACCAGUGUAGUGACAACAGCCGCUGCAUUCCCAACAGCUUUCUUUGUGACGGGGAGAGGGACUGCUGGGACGGCAGUGACGAGGCCAACUGCGCUGACCAGGAAUGCAGCCCUGCUGAGUUUAAGUGUACCAGUGGGCAGUGUGUGUCUGCCACAAUGCGUUGUGAUGGUCAUCCAGACUGCUGGGACCGUUCAGAUGAGGAGAGCUGCACCAAACCACCGGUCUGCAGCACCAAGCACCGCUGCCCUCAGAGCAAGGAGUGUCUGGUGCAGGAGUGGAUCUGUGAUGGAGACCAGGACUGCAAAGAUGGCACUGAUGAGAAGGAUUGCCCUGUGGUUCCACUGAACUGUGGCGAGUUCCAGUGGUCGUGUAAAUCCAGGACCAAGUGUAUUCCUGCAGCCUGGAGGUGUGACGGCAUGAAGGACUGUGAUGAUGACAGUGACGAGAUUGAAUGUGGUGUGGCAAUAUGCCACCAGUUCCAGUGUGGCAGUCAGGAGUGCCUGGAUCCAGCCCUAGUGUGCAAUGGCAUUACCAACUGUGCAGAUGGUUCGGAUGAGGGAGGCAGCUGUCAGAUAAAGUGUGCAGAGACGGACAACAAGCGCUGCUCCCAAACCUGCUACAGCACACCUCAGGGACCGCGCUGUCGCUGUACUGCAGGGUUCAGGCUCCUGGAGGAUGGGCUGACCUGUGCUGACAUUGAUGAGUGUGAGGAUCAAACAUCAGCUGUGUGCAGUCAGCUGUGCAUCAACUCUCCAGGUUCAUACCAGUGUGACUGCCACCCAGGAUUCAUAAUGGAGGCAGAUGGCCAGCGCUGCAAGAUCACUGGUGAACCCUUCCUGUUGGCAUCAGUCCAAACAGACCUCUACUUGUACGGCUUGCGCAGCGCCAGCUUAGAUGUGUUGUCCUCCACUGCCAAAAAGGCCAUCCUUUCUCUGGACUAUGACUGGAGGGAACAGAAGGUCUUCUGGGUCAGUUUGGACACAGAGAGCAUCAGGUGGUCUUCACUGGACCAAAAGUCCACAGGAACUCUGAUUAAAGGUGUCCGGGCUGAUUCUGUAGCUGUGGACUGGCUCGGGAGGAACCUGUACUGGAUUGAUGGGGUGAAUAGUCAGAUUGUUGCCAUCAGACUGGCAACAGCUCCUGUGAGGUCACUGGACUACAGCAUCAUUCUGGAUGAAGACCUGGAUCAACCCCGCUGUCUAGCCCUGCUGCCACAGAAAGGGUUGAUGUUCUGGACAGAGAUUGGUAAUGCAGCAAAGAUCGAGCGCGCUGGGAUGGAUGGGUCAGACAGGAAGGCAGUGGUGAACUCCAGUUUGGGCUGGCCUGGUGGUGUGACUGUGGACACCAUCUCUGGCAGAAUCUACUGGACAGAUGAAAGGCUGAAGGCAAUUGGCUCUACCACACUGGAUGGUGAUGACAUUUGGAUACUCCAGAUGAAAGAGACCACCAACCCAUUCUCUGUGGCAGUGUUCAAUGAUGUGCUCUACUGGUCUGAUGCUAAGAAACGAGUGGUGCAAGCUGCUCAGAAAAUUUCUGGGAAGAACCGUCAAAUUCUCCUGAAAAGACCCAGCCAACCAUUUGCUGUGAAGAUCAUCCACCCAAUGCUCCAGAUGAGCACUGAGAACCCCUGCAACAUGGUGGACUGCUCCCACCUUUGUGUGUUGGCCCCUGGACCCAGCGCUGUAUGCAAGUGUCCUUCUGGACUGCUGCUGGCUGAGGAUGGGAUGACCUGCUCCAGCCUGCGUAAUUCAGCAUUUCUACUGCUGCUGUCUCCCUCCACUGUCACUCAGAUCUACUUGCAGUCCCGACACACAGCAGCCAAGCUGAAGGGUUGGCCCGAACACCUGGCCUUGCAGAUACCCAGCAUCAACGAAGCCACCAUCAUGGACUACAGUCUACGUGAGCACCUCUUGUUCUUGACAGAUGAUGGCACCACUUCUCUCAGUUCAUUCAAGCUAAGAGACUCUGACUUGGUAUCCCAAGGUCAGCUUCUCAAGCUGUUGGGCGACACUAUCACUGCCAUGGCCCUUGACUGGGUAACACUUAAUGUCUACUGGAGCAGCAACAAGCAGCCUCGCCUGCAGGUCACCUCUGUCACAGGUGCAUACACAGCUGUUCUCAUAAAGGAAGGCAUUAAUAGAGUGGAGUCCAUCGCCCUCCACCCGCCCAGUGGGAGAGUUUGUUAUACAAAUGUGGAUCUGCAGGGGGCAGGUACCAUGGCAACAGUAGAGUGUGCCAACAUGGACGGUGCUGAGCGAAGAGUGGUGUGGAAGGAUGCUGUGCAGCCGACAUCUUUGGUGUUCUCUGGUGAUGGAGAUACAAUUUAUUGGGCUGACACUAGUUUAGGAACCAUUGGCUCAGUCCCGAUUGAUGGAUCUGGAUACAGAGAGUUGAGGGCUGGAGAUGACCUGGCUACUGUGGCUCUGAGUGAUGACACACUGCUCUGGAUGACUGUCAGUGACAAGGCCAGACUCUGGUACAGAGAAGAUCAGCAGCCAAAGAAGUUGUGGUUUGAGGUUGGCACACAAGUGGUCGCCUUGAAGGCAUUCAGCCAGUCCAGUCAGACAGGUUCUAACCAGUGCACCGAAGACAAUGGCAGCUGCCAGCACCUGUGCCUCGCCACCCCAACAGGUCGGACAUGCAAGUGUGCCCAUGACCACGUCCUCAUGAAUGAUACCCACUGCAGCCCAGAGCAGCACUGUCCAGCAGGCAGCAGGCCGUGUCUAGAUCAAGCCUCAUGCCAGCCUGUUGAGAAGUUCUGUAAUGGGCAUGUGGACUGCUCUGACCACUCAGAUGAAAACUGUGUCAGUCUGAAGCAGUGGCCUGACUCAAAGGUCUCUGCUCCCAACCAGCCUCCUAGCUUCUUGCCUUCCUCUCCCUCCCCUCUCCCUCCUCUCCUUGGAGUCUCAGGCCCGAGUACCACUUUGAAUGACAGCAGUCAGCUAAUGAACCUGCAGGCCCAGGAGUGCAGCAAGAAGCAAUGCAACGGCAAUGGACGCUGUGUGGAGAUUAAGGGAGUUCCUGCAUGUGUGUGUUCAGUGGGCUACAGUGGUAAUUCCUGUCAAGACCAUCGCUCGAAAACCAUGCAGGGUCCCAUCGUCUAUGGCGCCGCAGGUGUCUGUGGGCUCGUGGUCAUUACUGUGAUAGCAGUUUUGGUGAAGAGGAAGAGGGCUGCCAACUUGAGGAGAGGUGGUGCAGCAGUGAAGGAGACCAGCAUGACUGACCUGGAGAACAAAGUGGAGGCUCCUCCCAGUAAACAGACCACCCCAGCAGAUGCAGACAAGUCAGAGGAAGCAGUAUCUUCUGUGGAAUGAGGCUGAUUUAUGAGCAAGUGACGUUUUAAAUAAACAGUCUGUAUUUUC